AUGUUCAGUGGAUUCUCAGCCUGGUUCGCACCAGAGUUGCGCUCUUACAAGCAGACCUGGGUCAACCAUGGCGGUGCGGUGAAGGGGCUUGCAGACGCUGAUAUAGCCUUUGUCACCGACAAGACGUCUUCUAGUGAAGCAAGUUGCAAGCCAACGAUGAAGAUCUUGCGACCAGAUUGGAUUGAAGACUCUAUCCGUGGCCAGAAGCGCCUUUCUUUGAAGCGAUACAAGAGCGUGUUUCCCGGCUUGUCGAGAUUUGACUCAUCGGAGCAGAGCAAUAUGGCGGUCGGGAUGGACGCAUUCAACAGCACCAAGGUCAUAACGCUAGACAAGUCGUGGCAGCCUCAUCAACCGGAACCCGAGAUUGAGGAUCUUUCAGUGACACCCAGUAGCGGUGGUGCGUCUUCGCACAGAGCAGAUCCGACUCUGGGCAGCGUUGGAGGAAGGCGAAUCCAAUCAUCCUUCCAGCAGAGUCGCUCUGACUCUGUAUCAGCAGGAAGUGCGCGGACAAUUCCGCUAACCAUAUCGGAAGCGGAGAAGGUAGUCAAUGGAGAAGCGGAGAAGGCAGUCAAUGAGGAAGCGGAGAAGGACGAAAUCGCAGGAAGAGGUGGACUGGAAGAAGAGCCGGUGGUUGCUACUCAAGCUUUCUUUUUGUCGCAGGCUUUUCGAUCGAGUGAUGAUGAGUAUCAGCCUCCAGAACAGGAUGUGUCUACGGACAAUAUGGAGGGUGCUGAGAUCGUGGGUGACUCUGCUCCAUCAGAACCACGAUCAGUUUUGCCAGACGUGAUUCCGCAAGCGCCAAAAAGGAAGAGACGGCUCCCACCGUCAAUAGUGAAAACCAAGAGGUAUGCCAACAAGUAUUUUGCCCCUUUUGAGAGCGUGAAUUACUGCACUACAUUCUCAAACUAA
Linnemannia hyalina is the source of this 909-nucleotide messenger RNA. Lineage: Eukaryota; Fungi; Mortierellomycota; Mortierellomycetes; Mortierellales; Mortierellaceae. The record is from the annotation of a GenBank genome assembly.